UCGAAAGAAAAGAAUGAACAGCGUAAAAAGUGGUUCAUUGAAUCUUUAUUUUAAUUUUGAUAUUUCCUACACCACUCAAUGGAUACAACUCUGAGUCAAUUCGUGGAUAAGACCGGAUGUGAUCCUUCUUUCGCCAGAGAUCUCCUUGAAGGAAAAGAAUGGAACUUCGACGAAGCGUUGAAAUCGUUUCAAGAAUUUUCUCUGGGAGCAUCAAAUAAAGAAACGAGUCCGCAGCUGAAACAAAAGCUGACCAAACCUCAAAGAGGAAUAUCUGUUGUGAACUCUGAUAUCGUACAAAAGGCAAGAAUUAAAGUACUAACAAGAGAUAGCCAUGUUAAAGAUGGACAAAACGAGGGCAUUGAGGAAAUGGCUCGCUUCACUUUCGUGUUACCAGACAUAUCUUCUUAUCCCAAGGAUUUUGCAGACUUUUUGAGAGAAGACCUGAUUGAAACGUCAGCGUUAGUUGCCCUGGAACAGUCAGGUCACCUCAACUGGUGGUCUGAUAUUGGGAUCUGCCAACGUCUUGUCCCACUUGCCACUGUUGGUGAUGGUAAUUGUCUCUUGCAUGCAGCAUCAUUAGGGAUGUGGGGAUUCCAUGAUCGCCUGCUCACACUACGGAAAGCUCUCUUUAAUACUCUCAUUUGUGAAUCAGCAAGCAGAGCAAUCAAACGGCGCUGGAAAUUGGAACAGUAUCAGAGAAAUAUGGAAGCUGGUGGUUUGGUUUACACUGAUGAUGAGUGGGAAAAAGAAUGGGAAGAAGUUCUACGACUUGCUUCUACUAACAGAAAAAAGCUGAACCAAAAUCCAAAACUAAAUAACCACCAAUCCCUUCCAUCAAUUGACGAGGGAGGUGAAAAGGUACAACCAGUUAGUGUGAAUAAAUCAGGAGAACCAGCCAAAGAACAUUUACCUCAUCCAACACCUCAGCCAUUUACUGAGGAUAAAGAAAAGACUCUGAACAAGUGUGAUGUCGCUGAAUGUACUGAAGUCAAGACUAAAGAAGAUGCAGAGGAUAAAAAGGAAGAGAUAAAACUUCAUGACGAGAAUGAAGAAGAAAGUGAAGGGGCUUUUGAAAGCCUUGAAGAAAUCCAUGUAUUUGUUCUUGCACAUGUUCUACGUCGCCCAAUUAUCAUAAUUGCUGACAAAUACCUAAGAGACUUCAGUGGGGAUCCUAUUGCACCUAUUCCUUUUGGAGGCAUAUUCCUUCCUUGUGAGUGUCCUCCGCAAACAUGUCUCAAAACGCCACUCAUUCUAGCCUUUGAAUCUGCACAUUUUUCUGCAGUAGUUGCCUCCGAAGGAAAAGCCAAACAAGAGAGUGUUGUUGCUGCUAUUCCAGUAGUCAAUCAUGACUAUCAGUUGCUUCCAAUUCACUUUUCUGUGGAUCCUGGUGAAAACUUUGAAUGGUCAACUUUAGAUAAGGAGACUGAGUUGCCAUCAAAGUUGGUAUUAAGUGCUGAAAAGAAACUUGAGUUACUAGGAAAAUAUUUAGACAUAGUUAACAUUAAAAUACCAAACAGUGCUAAGGCAGCAAACCAAGGAAAAGUAGAUGCUCAGCAGCCUCAAAAGGGCUCCCAAACAAAUGAAAAGAAGAAGGAGGCAGUCAAGGAAGGAGAUAAGGGAAUUAAUUCGUGGUUCAACAAGGUUGGAAAUCUUGCUGGAAAAAUCAAAGGAACUUGGGAUUCUAACACUUUGUGUGCUGCCAAGCUGAAGACAGAUCAGAAGCCAGAAUACUAUGAUGAAAUGAUCAAUAAUUAUAUCGAGUCAGCAAAGAAAAGGUUUGAAGAAAGAAAGAAAACUCAUGAAGCCAAGAAGUCUGAGCAAGGAAGCAGUCAGUCUGGCUCUUAUCAAUGUCCCACACCAGGGUGUCAGUUGUAUGGUAGAGCUGAUACUAACUAUCUAUGCUCUGGGUGUUACAGAACUCAGAAAAGUGCUUCAGAAGCUGCGCUUUACAAAAAGUCUUCAGGUAAUGAAGCCCAAGGUGAAGGGAAAUCAACCUUCAAGUCCUAUCUUCCUCCAAUAUCAACAUACCUUGAUUAUCCCAACUCUAUUAAUAACUAUUCUAAAGAAGUGACGUCAACUAGAAACACUCCUUUAAGUACUCCUAAAGGAACGCCAGCACCACCCUCUUAUGCACAAGCAUGUCAAAGUAAUGCAAAAGCUGGUAGUAGCAGGUGCUUGAGUGAAGGGUGUAGUUUUUGUGGGAGGCCAGAUCAAAAAGGGUUUUGUUCUUCAUGUUUUAAAAAGAAGGCACUCUGAGAAAUACUUUGUUCAUGAGCCUCACUCACUUUCUACAGAUGGGGAUGAAAAUACACAGCCAGCAUUAGACAGACAAGGUGCAUUAUGGUCUAGCUUGGGUAGACAGAACACAAACUUAACAAGCUUCCUAACCAAUGAAAAAGCACUGCAUAGACAAAUAAAUUGUCAUAAAAUUCAGCGAAUUGCUUAGUAGCAAGCCUUUGAUAAUAAUGGUUUUAAAUCAGAAAAUUUUGGACUUUUGCAGUCCAAAAAAAUUCUUGGCAUUUAGUAUUUAUGGAUUCAUACAUGAUGUAAAUGUGAUACGAGAAAAAGAUUUAAAAUAAUUUAUAUAGAAAGUAGAAUUUUAACAAGUGAAGAUUGUAUAGAUUUGUUUGAUCUUUACAUCUAAUGUAGCAUUUAUCAAAAUGACAAAGCUUUGUAUGAUUUAUAUAUUUUCUCUUUGUAAAUAAUUUAAUUGAAAAAAAGUACCUCUGAUUUUUGAAUGAACGGCAUGCCAAAAUGUGUUACAAAUGUUUAAAAAUUGAAGACCUUUUUGAAAACAUAAGUAUGUGGACUGUAUACUUUUUGCUUCAUUGUUUUGCGGGUGGUGCAAUCCUGAUUUUUGGCCCAUCAUUUACAUUACAUAAUUCGUCAAAGUGUCUAGGUAUUAAAUUUUUUUACUUCUGUAAACUCAAAAAUUCAGUUGGGCUGACAUUGUUGGCAUGGAGAUGCCUGGAGUGAAGAAACAUGAACAUAAACAUAAAUUAUAUAUUAGAGGACAAGCGCUAUAAGUGUGUAACAUAAAUACCACUAAAUACUGCUAAAUUAUGCUAAUCCUAUUGUUUUCUAUUGUUUAAUUAGCACUAUUUACUACUAAAUAGUGCAAAGUGUUGCACACUUUUAGUGUUUGUACUCUAGUUAAGCUAAAGACGGAAUUCCACCAUCUUGAACCCCCUUCUGACCAGAGAAUAGAUACAAUGGAGAUUCAAGAUAACAUUGUUUUGAAAUAUGAAUAGGACUCCACACUGUUGAUUGCAAGCAAGAAAAUGUUGCCUUAGUAUCUCCAGAAUCUUUAGCCUGAAGGAGUCACAAUAGAUAUAACAAAUGAGCAGCAUAAAUUAAUUUCCGUGGGAGAUAACCUGAAAAGAUUCAAAAACACUUGAGUAAUGAUGUUAAUUUUAAUUUAUUCAUUUGAAAAGCUGAGGAUUACAAAUAAGAUUAGACUAGAUGAAAAAACAAUGAAGGAACUGUAGGUUUAUUACUCUUUCAAUUAUUAUUACCAGUGGUGCAUUUCGUUUUUAGUAAGUACAUGAAUCUUUCUUUUUGAUGCAGCAGAAGUGAAAAAUUAACCACGGCCAGAUGUAUUUGGUGUUUUUAAAUCUGUCAAUAUACUUAUUUUAGACUAUCGUUACUUAGCACGACGUACAAAAGUAUGACCAGCAAUAUUUUGUAAGUUAAGCUGACACAUUUGGAUGCAAAGCUGGUUGGUUUUACCAGAUAAAGCAUGUAAAUGUGGCCAUACUUUUGUGACCUGUGCUGUCAAAACCAAAUCGAAUUUUAUUUAAUCCUGAAACAAAUUUGGGGCUGACCUAAGUCAGUUGGGAUCAUUUUGACAGAUUUGGAUUUGUAACUAGUUAAUCUAUCUAAUAAUGAAAAUGUGUCCAAUGGUAACUUGUUUUCCUAUCCAAACUACCAGCAUCUUCCAAGAAAUGAUGAUUCUAUCCAUAUUUUACAGCAUUAAUAACUAUUAUGCAUUAGUGAGUUAACUAAGAAACCGUCAGCGAUGUGAGUAGGGAUACAUGUUUGCAGUGAAGCAGAUAUUAUGCAAGUGAGAAAACCCUGCAUACAACAUCUUGGCAAACAAGGUGUUUCAAGCAGAGAAAUUAUAUUAUUAUUGAUCAUUAAAUGUUAUUCGCAUUUAUA
Messenger RNA from Actinia tenebrosa (Australian red waratah sea anemone), 4158 nucleotides. Its product is annotated as OTU domain-containing protein 7B-like. NCBI's taxonomy places the organism in Eukaryota, Metazoa, Cnidaria, Anthozoa, Actiniaria, Actiniidae. Gene Ontology annotation, cellular component: cytoplasm; nucleus. Gene Ontology annotation, biological process: protein deubiquitination involved in ubiquitin-dependent protein catabolic process; positive regulation of Wnt signaling pathway; protein K29-linked deubiquitination. The record is from RefSeq and is a predicted model, not a curated record. Gene Ontology annotation, molecular function: DNA binding; zinc ion binding; K63-linked polyubiquitin modification-dependent protein binding.